AUGGCAAAUGAUCGCAAUGCUCAAAAUGUCAUCCGCAGAAAGCUCGUCAUCAUCGGUGAUGGCGCUUGCGGAAAGACGAGCUUGCUGAGCGUGUUCACUCUGGGUUACUUCCCAACUCAUUAUAUACCAACCGUCUUCGAAAACUAUGUUACGGACUGCAGAGUAGACGGAAAGUCAGUACAGCUAGCACUAUGGGAUACAGCUGGGCAGGAGGACUACGAACGAUUACGGCCGUUAGCCUACGCCAAGGCCCACGUCAUCCUCAUAGGGUUUUCGGUCGAUACACCAGACUCUUUAGACAAUGUUAAACACAAGUGGGUCGUUGAGGCGAACGAACGGUGCCCCGGGGUCCCAAUUAUCCUUGUUGGUCUGAAAAAGGACCUACGGGACGACCCCGUCGCCAUUGAGGAAAUGCGCAAAAAGUCUCUUCGCUUUGUCUCUCCUCAGGACGGGGAAAGCAUGGCCAAGGAGAUCGGAGCUCGGAAGUAUCUCGAGUGCUCCAGUCUAAGCGGUGAGGGCGUCGACGAUGUGUUUGAGGCAGCUACUAGGGCCUCUCUCCUUAUGUUCGAGAAGAAUGAAGGCCCUGGGUGCUGCGUAAUAUUAUGA
This is a messenger RNA of Thermochaetoides thermophila DSM 1495, 606 nucleotides long. Its product is annotated as putative GTP binding protein. Bases 1 to 606 code for a protein of 201 amino acids. The transcript has 5 exons. The record is from RefSeq and is a predicted model, not a curated record. Lineage: Eukaryota; Fungi; Ascomycota; Sordariomycetes; Sordariales; Chaetomiaceae. Gene Ontology annotation, molecular function: GTP binding; GTPase activity. Gene Ontology annotation, biological process: small GTPase-mediated signal transduction.